AUGCACAACUUCUGGUAUCUUCCCGUUUUCCUCAAAUGGAUGCUGAGUACUAAUGCAUAUUGUCAAGCACCACCCGAAGAUAGCGCCACACUUCAAGAGCCCGAAAUCGGCAGAUCUUCGAUAGACUCUUUCCCCACACGCACAGAUCAUGCCUCGCAUGACCUGUCUAUCUGUGCAGAUUCUCCACAGGACGCUAGCACUAGCCCUUCCUGUGCGAGCUACCUGCAUUUCUCCUUACUCCAGGAGGAAUACCUUAUUUCAAGCUUCUUCGAUAUUGUCCAGGAUGCGAAUCCUAUCUUCUCGAAAGAACGGUUUCUCCGUCGCUAUCACAGCUCGCUAUGCAGCCAAGAUCUCAUCUUGACGAUGGCCAUCAUUACUGCAAAACUGACCCAAUUUGCGGGGUAUGAUGACGGAAAACAUUUAGAUGCCGGGCUGGACUCUCUCCUUAGCUCAAGCUUGCUAGACGAUGACCUGAUCGGAGACGCCCCGUCACUUGAUCAGUUCCGUAAAGCCUAUCUACUAGCCUUCUACGAGUUCCAUCAAUUCCCGGGACACCACUCAUGGCUGCGUAUCGGUAGGGUGACGCGCAUGGCCUACCGUAUUGGCCUGGACCGACUUGACUAUAUCCGCGUACUCUACUCCGACUGGAGCACGGUUAGCGAUGAAGAUAUUCACGAAUGGCGAGCGCUAUGGUGGCGUAUCUACCGACUCGACACAUACUCCAAUCUCGCCUCCGGAACACCGUAUCUAAUUGACGACGUGGUCAUCAAUACCUCCUUUACCCUCAGACGGACGGAGGAUGAUCUCUCGCAAGAAAUCUUCCUACCUUUUAACUCGGACGGUCUAUCUGAAAUCCUUCCCUCCAUCACAUCAGACACAGAGACCUUACUAAACAACAUCCACACCGUCACGAUCGCCACCAUGCGCAAGGCCGGUCUAGUCAUCCGCAUGCACCUGCUGCGAUGGCAGGAUGGGAUAGUGGCACAAGUCGCCAAUGUCGAGCGACAGCUAGCUACGCUUCGUCUUGCCCUUCCACUGGGCUGGCUCAACCUCCGACGCAACGCGUUCGCUAACGAGAAACCCGUCGACCACCAUGCAAGGCUAAUCACUGUCUUCCAUCUGCGGAUGGCACAAUUGCUCCUUUCAGUUGUGGAAUGCGGCCAACGACGAGCAGAUGACUGGCUGUCAAGUUGGCAGCGCAUUCUUGAAGCGUGUCAGGACAUUGCUUCCUUGGCAGGUCAAUGGGACAGUGCCUUCUGCCUCACAGUGGAUCCGGCAAUCACGUUUACCAUUUUCACGGCGCUUAUCUUCCUCCAUCUUCAAAGGAAGUCGAACACGAUUUCAGAUGAAAGUGUCCGUUCUAGUAUCAACCAUGACAUCACCGUUCUUCAUUUACAGCUCAAGCAUUUUGGCAGCAUCUGGACGCAGGCGAGGCUGCUUACUCUGUCGUUCGAAAGCUUCAGUGAAUCCGUGUCUGGGCCGCUUGCCUACAGUCAUAUUAACCUGAUCCUGUCGCGCUUCGAGGCGCCGCUGCAUCCGAGAUGGUUGCAGUUUCUUUCGUCGGCUCGGUCUGCUCUUGAGGAUCUUCAAUGA
Molecule: messenger RNA, 1593 nt
Organism: Penicillium argentinense
Lineage: Eukaryota; Fungi; Ascomycota; Eurotiomycetes; Eurotiales; Aspergillaceae
Product: fungal specific transcription factor domain-containing protein
Exons: 3
Coding region: 1-1593 (530 amino acids)
Biological process (GO): DNA-templated transcription
Cellular component (GO): nucleus
Molecular function (GO): zinc ion binding; DNA binding
Source: RefSeq, a predicted model, not a curated record